GGUUUCAAAUGAAGUGCUGGAAUAAGUGAAUUAACAAUGAAUGACGAAGCUGAGCUGUCAGUAUCCAGGACGCCCGAUGAGGUGAUGCCGCGCUUGAAUAGCGCAUGUGAAGACCCGGUGAAAUUAUUAAGGAACCUUGAGAAAGAAAUGACGAUGCAGUUGGAGGUAGCUAAGAUGCGAGCCUCUGAAAUCGACAAGAAGAAUGCACAAGGUCGUUCGAAGCCGGGCGCGUCGAUUGAAGCAUCGGAUUGCAUUCCAAAGAGAAUAACGGAGCUAAGAACGGCGCGUGGUAAGUUGGAGUGA
Molecule: messenger RNA, 303 nt
Organism: Phytomonas sp. EM1
Lineage: Eukaryota; Euglenozoa; Kinetoplastea; Trypanosomatida; Trypanosomatidae
Source: the annotation of a GenBank genome assembly